Messenger RNA from Coccidioides posadasii C735 delta SOWgp, 1254 nucleotides. RefSeq lists its product as uncharacterized. Lineage: Eukaryota; Fungi; Ascomycota; Eurotiomycetes; Onygenales; Onygenaceae. The record is from RefSeq and is a predicted model, not a curated record.
GCCAACUUUGUAACUGGGACGGAGUGUUUCGUACCAGUCAGUACGGUAUGGACGCAGAGCAACUGGUAUAACGGGAGAAGGGUCUUUUAUUGUCUUCUUAUACCCCCUCACUCGCUCCGUAUUAUCUGCUGGGCAGUUGUCUUGUCCUCUGGUAACAACAAUGCACAACUCUCUCAUCGAAUGGCUACGCAGGCACAAUCGCAAGCGCAAGCAAAAGCGCUUGGAUCGGCUAGCGGAGCCGCCGAUGCCAACGCUUCUGGCGGAGCGCGAACCCGCCCCCUAACCUCAACCCCUUGCUUGCCUUCAGCAACAGCCAACAGUGCCCUCUUUCAGCGCGUUCCUCCAGAGAUUCGGCGGCUCAUUCUGGUUGAGGCCUUUGGAGGAUCUCCAAUGCACUUUGACCUGCGUUUAUUGCAUCCUUUGAAGAAACACCCGCCAAAGCGUUCCGGGACACAUGGCCACUCAGCACCCGAUGACUUUGCACCUCGCCAGUGGCAGUGGUGCAGCUCUGUAUGCCAUAAUGUGCACCAUGGUUACGCACUCACUUCGCCAGGCUACGAAUUCUUUGACCUGGACGACCUGUCAUUUGGAGGCCAGCUCAUGCUGCAUAUGUUGAGGGUGUUGAGGUGCUCUACGGGACAAACCGGAUACGCAUUGAAGGAACAUAUCUACUGCGUCGGCUACCGGACCCCCUGUUGCCUCAGCGUCGUGCUGCGAUUAGGUCCGUUCAGCUAUAUUGGAAUAUUCACCCGUGGCUCGAUAGUCCAGGCUCUCGUAAAAGGGAGAAAUAUCCCUCCUGGCUCUGACAUUGAAGGAUUCAUCUCAUUGCUCAAUAUUUUCCCUGAAGUGUUGCCCAAUAUCACGUUUCUGUACCUCUCUUUACAGGGGAACUUGGGGUUUCCUGCCGUGGACAGACGAGGAACAAGUGAAGGAGAUGAGAUGACCAUCAAUGCAAGCGAAGAACUGCUACAGCUGGUUGAUCAGAUGGUCGUAAAGCUACAUCGUCUCUCACAUUGCCACAUCUCGCUGCCGACUAGCUACUUCCGCGCACUCAAUUUCAAGGAGAAUGGAAUACGUUUCACUCCGCACAAUUUGUUUUCGCAAGAGCCGCUGUGGCGGGUUCUUCCGGUUCAAAAUGAUUCGCAGCAGGAGGAGGGAGCACGACCUGUGCUCAAAGGCUACUGGAUACGUCCGGGAGAGCAUGAUUGGUAUCAUCCACAAGAUUACAUCCCGGGGCAAGUGUUGAGACUUUGA